Messenger RNA from Aphanomyces astaci, 1152 nucleotides. RefSeq lists its product as hypothetical. The transcript has a single exon. NCBI's taxonomy places the organism in Eukaryota, Oomycota, Saprolegniomycetes, Saprolegniales, Verrucalvaceae. The record is from RefSeq and is a predicted model, not a curated record. Gene Ontology annotation, biological process: proteolysis. The coding region runs from base 1 to 1152 and encodes 383 amino acids. Gene Ontology annotation, molecular function: metallocarboxypeptidase activity; zinc ion binding.
AUGAAGUUCUCCCUCCUCGGUGUCAUUGCUCUCUUCGCGGCGGCGGCCACCGCCCAAACCAACAACGCCAUCGCGGUCAUCGACAAUCGCGUUCGUUCGCUCCACGAGGUGUCUGAACCCGAAGGCGAUGCCGACGUCAACGCCACCGCCAAGGUGUAUCAAGGCGAUGAGGACAUCGAUGCCAACCGGGCUUGCCAGGAACAAAACACCAACUACAUCCCGUCCCUCAAGGCCGGGCAGUACUCGACUAGUGCGUUCCACAACUGCUUCCGCACCAUCCAACAAAUCUACGAGUUCACCAAUGCGUUGGUCGCCCAAAACCCGACUUUGUUGACCAGGUUUGCCAUCUCCAAGACGAACUGGAACAACACGAUUUACGGGUUCAAGUUGUCCAAGGGCAAGGGUCACUCGCAGUCGCUGUACUUUCAAUCCCAGCUACACGCCCGCGAAUGGGCUGCAGUGUCGUCGGUUGUGUUCUCAUUGGCGUCGAUUCUGGAUGACAUUGCAAACAAGAAACCCACGGCCGCCGACGAGUACGACUUGUACUUUGUGCCGAUCGUCAACGUCGACGGCUACCUCCAGUCGUGGAAGAGCGGCUAUCGAUUCCUGCGCAGGAAUGUGAAUGGUGUCGACUUGAACCGCAACUGGCCGACUCCCUACGUGAACCCCAAAAACAUUACGAAAAUUAACGAGACGUACCCCGGACCUAACGCGUUCAGUGAGCCUGAAACCGCGGGCAUCAAUGAUUGGUUUGAAACCAAGCGCGAUGAAAUCCAAGGGUUCCUCGACAUUCACACGUACGGGGGGCUCAUCUUGUACCCAUAUGGGGACAAUAACCAGACCAUCGGCGGGGGGUUUGACGAGAAGUACCAAGUCCUCGGCCGUGGAUUGCAAAGCGCGAUGGGGGAGUACAAGCCUGAACCGUCGUACACAUUGUACUUGUCGUAUGGGACGUUCAUAGAUUACGUGUUCCGUGAGUUCAAAAAGCCCGCCCUGACGAUUGAAAUUUUUGGCCGUACAUUUAACGUGAGCGCGUCGACCAUCCCGGCACGCGGCCUCGAAGUGUACAAAGGCAUCAACCAAUUCGCCAAGGAAGUCGCCGUGUUCAACGGCGGAGACGUCAAGCCCAUCAAGACGUCGUGUGGCGAUUAG